Molecule: messenger RNA, 3126 nt
Organism: Torulaspora delbrueckii
Lineage: Eukaryota; Fungi; Ascomycota; Saccharomycetes; Saccharomycetales; Saccharomycetaceae
Gene: HMG1
Product: hydroxymethylglutaryl-CoA reductase (NADPH) HMG1
Exons: 1
Coding region: 1-3126 (1041 amino acids)
Biological process (GO): coenzyme A metabolic process; isoprenoid biosynthetic process; ergosterol biosynthetic process
Cellular component (GO): endoplasmic reticulum membrane; peroxisomal membrane
Molecular function (GO): hydroxymethylglutaryl-CoA reductase (NADPH) activity; protein binding
Source: RefSeq, a predicted model, not a curated record
AUGGUGUUGCAAAGUCAAUUUGGCCAAUCGGCCAAGUUACUUGCCUACGUCGCCAGAUUCUCUGCAAAGCGUCCAAUUCAUGUGAUAUUGAUCACUCUGCUAAUGUCAGCCAUUGCAUAUUUGUCUGUUGUCCAGUACUAUGUCAGUGGUUGGCAAUUAGCUUCGACAAGCGUAUUUUCUGCAGACAGCCCUGACGCAGAUGGCCUAUUUGAAGAGUGUACGCAUUAUUAUCGUGGUCCAAAUUCUGAUGUUUGGAAUCUGCUGUCCUCUGAGGAAGCUAAAUCGAAAGCGGUGCCACAACAUUACUAUUUAUUCAACUUGGACUUCGAGAGUGAAAACGAAACCAUCUCAUUGCCACACCCUGAUAAUAUCUUUUACGAAACCAAUAACAACAAAUACGUCCUGAAGACGGAACCCUCGAUUGAGCAAUCCUUUACAUCUCAGGACGGAACUCAAUGGAGAUUGAGCAACUAUAGAAACCGUUUGUUUGAAAUUCAGCAUUUUUUGACUACCGUCUACAAAAAUCUAAAAACAAGGUUCCUCGAAUCGGAACCCUUUGAUAUUAUAAUCGUUGGUGCCGCUCAUUUGACCAUGAUUUAUAGUGUUGUAAGUCUAUUCAGUGACAUGAGUAAGACAGGAUCCAGAUUUUGGUUAAGUUUGUCUGCUAUGGUCAACUCCGCCUGUGCAUUAUUCCUAGCAUUGUACACUACUCAGUCGAUCGUUAACAGGCCAGUUAGUCUAUUGAGCUUAAUUGAAGGUCUCCCAUUCAUUGCCGUCAUCGUCGGUUUCAAGCAUAAAGUGAGAUUGACCGCUUAUACUUUACAAAGUUUCGAGAGAAUGGGCAUCACCAAGAUGACAACGGAUAAAGCCCUUUUCGAUGCUAUGUGUAUCGAAGGUCGCCGUUUACUACAAGACUACGUCCUUUGCCUAGUUGCCUUCAUUGGAUGUUCUAUCUAUGCAAGAAAAUUGGAAACUUUGAAGAACUUUUGCAUUUUGUCCGCUUUCAUCUUAUUCUUCGAAUUGAUACUCACAACAACUUUCUUCUCUGCAGUUCUUGCCUUGAAGUUGGAGAUAAAUGUCAUUCAUAGAUCUACUGUCAUCAAACAGACUUUGGAAGAGGAUGGUGUGAUUCCAAGUACUGCCAAUCUUAUCUAUGGAGCAUUGACUAAGUCGAAGACUUCGGUUCUACAAUCAAACGCUGCAGUAACCUUCGUUAAGCUUUCUCUCAUCGGUGCCUUUGUUGCUAUCAAUUUCUACAACUUUGGCGCUGGUUGGGCCUCCGAAACAUUCACAUCUCUGUACUCAUUCAACACAACUGCCUCUUUGCCAGAGUUCAUUCAUACUCACGAUAGUGGCAAUCUAGGAAAACAAGUGAUCAUCUCCAUCGCCCCAGUUCAGUACUAUAGACCAAUGAAGGCCUAUCACCAAGUCGAAGAUAUUCUGCUCCGCUUGCUUCGUUAUGUUAGUAUGGCUAUCAGAGAUAGAUUGAUUAGCAAAUUGGUUUUCUUUGCACUAGCUAUUAGUGCCACAAUUAAUAUCUAUUUGUUGAAUGCUGCUAGAAUCCACACAAGUUUCACAGCCGAUGAAAUAAGUAAGAAGAAAAUCGCUAAGAAGGAAGAAAAGAUCGCCGCUGUGACAGAUACCCAUGCGAAGAAGGUUGUUACCACUGUCUCAAAGAAGACUGCAGUAGCUGUCGAUUCAAGCUCUACUACUGACGAAGACGAAACUGAUAGUGACAUUAAUGGUUUCCCUGAAAGGCCUCUACAAGAAUUGGAACAACUCUACAAGGAUGGUCAAGUGUGCAGUUUGAGAAACAAAGAAAUUGCACUUCUAGUGACGAACAGCAUUUUACCAUUGUAUGCCUUGGAGAAGGUACUCCGUAAUACCACGCGUGCCGUGGCAGUGCGUCGUAAAGCCCUAGCUAUCCUUGCAGAUGCCCCUGUGUUGUCUACUGAUCGCUUGCCUUACAAGCAUUACGACUACGAUCGUGUAUUUGGAGCUUGUUGUGAGAAUGUUAUUGGUUACAUGCCUUUGCCAGUUGGUGUGAUUGGCCCCAUGAUAAUCGAUGGAGUAUCUUACCACAUCCCAAUGGCUACCACCGAAGGUUGUUUAGUUGCGUCGGCCAUGCGUGGUUGCAAAGCUAUCAAUGCUGGUGGAGGUGCUGCUACUGUGUUAACUAAAGAUGGUAUGACCAGAGGCCCAUGUGUCCGUUUUCCAACUUUGGCAAGAUCUGGUGCUUGUAAAAUGUGGUUAGAUUCCGAAGAGGGCCAAAACAAGGUUAAGAAAGCCUUCAACUCCACAUCUCGUUUCGCGCGUUUGCAACAUGUUCAAACUGCCUUGGCAGGAGAUUUACUUUUCGUCCGUUUCAGAACUACCACUGGUGAUGCUAUGGGUAUGAAUAUGAUCUCUAAAGGUGUGGAAUUCUCGUUGAAACAAAUGGUAGAAGAAUUUGGGUGGAGUGAUAUGGAAAUCGUCUCUGUUUCUGGUAAUUACUGUACGGAUAAAAAAUCUGCCGCCAUCAAUUGGAUCGAAGGACGUGGUAAGAGUGUCGUUGCUGAAGCUACUAUCCCUGGUGAUGUUGUUAGAAAGGUUUUGAAAAGCGACGUUUCCGCUCUUGUCGAGCUAAACAUAAGCAAAAACUUGAUUGGUUCCGCAAUGGCGGGUUCUAUUGGUGGUUUCAAUGCACAUGCUGCAAACCUGGUCACUGCCGUUUAUCUAGCUCUUGGUCAAGAUCCCGCUCAAAACGUCGAAAGUUCGAGUUGUAUGACUUUGAUGAAAGAAGUCGACGGUGAUCUGCGGAUCUCCGUCUCCAUGCCAUCUAUCGAGGUCGGUACCAUCGGUGGUGGUACCAUCUUGGAACCACAAGGUGCGAUGUUAGAUCUACUGGGAGUCAGGGGUCCUCACCCAACUGAUCCUGGUGCCAAUGCUCGCCAACUUGCCAAGAUCGUUGCAUGUGCAGUCAUGGCUGGUGAACUAUCGCUAUGUGCUGCUUUAGCCGCGGGACACCUGGUGCAAAGUCAUAUGACGCACAAUCGUGCCAAGAAACCCGCAAAUGCUGCUCCCGUUGCUGAUCCCAAAGAGAUUGAGCGUUUGACUGAAGGCUCGAAAUCCUGUAUCAAAUCCUAA